AUGUCGGCCCCAAGCGAAGGCAGCGCCGCAGGGGAACCCAAAGAUGAGGGGGCCCGCGCAUCUGCAGAAACCCCCAGGGGGGCCCCCGCGGGGGCCCCCCGUGGCUCUUCAGCUUUAAGCGGCGAAGACCUCUCCACAGCGUACAACUUGGGCCUGCGAAACAACAAUGAGUUGACACAGCAGCUGCUUCUAGACCAGGGCUGGCCACGGGAGAAGAUCGUCGCGGUGUUCAACAGGCUCAACGAAGCGAGGGCGGGGGUGAUCCGGAAGAAAGGCGACAACAUUUGCUGCGUCGUCCGCCCGGCCAACGUCAUCCCCGCGCUGAAGCAGCUGGACGCGCUCGACUACAAAGUUUACUGCGCAGUGGAGCUGGCAGGGAACACCGGUGUCUGGACAGCUGACAUUCGAAAGAGCACGGGACUCCAGACGCACAUUAUUCAAAGAGGAGUUAAAAAUCUUUGCGAGAACCUGCAGCUCAUAAAGCCCGUGAAGAGCAUUCACGUUAAGAACAGAAAAAUGUACAUCUUGUCGCACAUGGAGCCAGCGAAAGAGAUUGCAGGGGGUUCAUUCUACACGAAUGGAGAAUUCAACGAACAGCUUGUCGAACAACUUCGAGAGCGCCUCGCAGUGUUUCUGUGCAACGCCAGGUCCUCCACAUUCUCGUCGCUCGUGGCCUUCGUGCGCAGCAGCGGUGACGUAGCCGGGAGUGCGUUCACAGAGGAGGACAUAUCACAGCUGGUAGCGACGCUCGAGUGCGAAGACAAAGUAGCGCGAAUACGCACGGGAACUGAGACCACAUUUGUUUGGAAUCAAAGUGAAAACCUGCACCUUCUCGAUACUGUUCCCUGCAUCGGGUGUCCGCUCGUGGGGGAUUGCAGCGCAAACGGCAAAGUCAACCCCAGAGACUGCACCUACCUCUCGCACUGGCUUGGACUGGACGUGGAUGUAGAUGUCCGUGGCGAGGGAGAGCAAGGCAUAUAG
This is a messenger RNA of Eimeria necatrix, 981 nucleotides long. RefSeq names its product DNA-directed RNA polymerases III, 39 kDa polypeptide, putative. The coding region runs from base 1 to 981 and encodes 326 amino acids. NCBI's taxonomy places the organism in Eukaryota, Apicomplexa, Conoidasida, Eucoccidiorida, Eimeriidae. Gene Ontology annotation, cellular component: RNA polymerase III complex. The record is from RefSeq and is a predicted model, not a curated record. Gene Ontology annotation, biological process: transcription by RNA polymerase III. The transcript has 9 exons.